Molecule: messenger RNA, 1588 nt
Organism: Carcharodon carcharias (great white shark)
Lineage: Eukaryota; Metazoa; Chordata; Chondrichthyes; Lamniformes; Lamnidae
Gene: slc25a16
Product: solute carrier family 25 member 16
Exons: 10
Coding region: 107-1072 (321 amino acids)
Biological process (GO): transmembrane transport
Cellular component (GO): mitochondrial inner membrane
Source: RefSeq, a predicted model, not a curated record
CAAUCACUUAGCUCCAUGUCCCGGAUGGAGCGACUGGAUCGAGUGGAAGAGCAGCGGUAACGGCUUUUUGCAUGAGGAUCAACCAUCUUUAAAAGCCCCAGUAGUCAUGACAACAGAAGCAUCCAUUCCUGGCAGUGCCAAAUCUGGUGUGGGUUCCCCAACUCGCAGAGACUUCUUUUGGCUGCGAUCUUUGGUGGCAGGAGGUGUUGCAGGAUGUUGUGCAAAGUCGACAAUCGCGCCCUUGGACAGAGUGAAAAUUUUACUGCAGGCUCACAAUCGGCAUUAUAAACACCUUGGAGUGUUUUCUACUCUGCGUGCUGUACCAAAGAAAGAAGGCUUCCUUGGAUUGUAUAAAGGUAACGGAGCUAUGAUGGUCAGGAUCUUUCCUUAUGGUGCUAUUCAGUUCACUGCAUUCGACCGAUACAGAAAGCUUUUGAUCAGCAAACUUGGCAUAUCUGGGCACAUUCAUCGAUUAAUGGCUGGAUCCAUGGCAGGGAUGACUGCAGUGAUAUGUACCUAUCCACUUGACAUGAUUCGAGCGCGUCUGGCAUUCCAGGUGAAGGGCGAGCACAGGUAUGCUGGAAUCAUUGAUGCUUUCAGGGUCAUUUAUACACAGGAAGGAGGAUUUCGAGGGUUUUACAGAGGUCUGACUCCUACUAUCAUUGGCAUGGCUCCUUAUGCAGGAAUUUCAUUCUUCACCUUUGGCACUUUGAAGAGUAUUGGCCUCAAUCAGGCUCCUGGCAUUCUUGGAAGACCUUCUUCUGACAAUCCUAAUGUUUUGGUUUUAAAAACCCACGUGAACUUGCUAUGUGGUGGAAUAGCGGGAGCAUUUGCUCAAACAGUAUCAUACCCUCUAGAUGUAGCUCGGAGGCGAAUGCAGUUAGGCUCCAUUCUGACAGAAGCUGAUAAAUGUGUCUCGAUGUGUAAAACAUUGAAGUAUGUCUACAAGGUGCACGGGAUACCGAAGGGCCUGUACCGGGGGCUCACGCUCAAUUACAUCCGUUGUAUCCCAUCUCAGGCUGUGGCAUUUACCACCUAUGAGCUCAUGAGACAAGCUCUUCAUCUGAACUAAGGAUGUUUCAGAAUGUUAAUCUGGACUAUCGAAUUCAUUAUUACAGCUCUGGGACUCUUAAUCAUGAGAACAUUUCCACAGUGGGCACAGUUCUGGUCAGAUGUGGACUCAACCAUUAUUUAUUUAAUUCAGUAAUUGAUUGUGAUGAACACUGAAAGUCAGCAUCCGUGUGCUUUGUGUUUUUAGGUAUACACACCUUAUGGCUGUCUCCUGCCACAUGUCUCUUAUUUCACUAGGCCAGAAAAUCAAUUUCAGUUCCUGCACACCAGCUUUGAAGAGAGGAAGAUGAGUUUAAUAUGGGCAGAACAAUUGGACCUAAGUUUGCCAGCAACAUUUUCUGUUACUUUAUGUAUGAAUAUUUUAUCAAUCCGUUCAUCAUGUGUACAGAUAUAACUCUUUGUUGUAAGGUUUAUUUUGCAUCCUUGAUCGAAUAUUUGGUGUAUGUUAAUUUUUAAAAUUGUAAUAAUUGUAAUCUCUGGCAAUUGAUGCUGCAGUAAAUCUUUGUGAAUAUUUGUA